AUGUGGGGUCACUUGACUUUUGAUGUCAAGUUGGUUGUAUAAUUUAAAAAGAAAAACUUUAUAAUUUGUUCCCAAUGAGUCUGUCUAAUAUUGAGAAAUAGACUCUCUACCGUCACCUCCUCGUAUAUUUCACUUGUGGGACUAAAUUGGAUAUGUUGUUGUUUGUUGCUGAGUCUUUGUCUAAUAUAUUGGUUGGGUUUGGAAAGAACUUAAAAUCAUGGGAUAGUACAUACAAAUGACUUUAAAAUUAUAUUGUCUAGGAAAAUAGAUGCUUGCAAGAGCCAUGUUAGUUUAAUAGGCUAAAAAAAUUCAGAAGUAGAGAGAAAUUAGGAAAUUAGAUGCUUUCUAGUAAGUACCAUGGGCAAAAGGAAAUAUCCGAGAUUAGCUGAUUUCCUUGUUACUUGGUGUUUGCUGCUCCUAGAGACAGCUUUUGGAUUAACUUCAAGAGAAGUUAACAAGACCCUUUGUAUUGAAAAGGAGAGAGCUGCCCUUGUUGAGUUCAAAAGAGGCCUUAAGGACAGUUAUGGUCGUUUAUCAACAUGGGGUUAUGAAGAAGAUAAAAAAGAAUGCUGCAAAUGGGAGGGUAUUGAAUGUGAAAGAAGAACAGGUCAUGUAAUUGUUCUUGACCUUCACGCUGAGGUUACUUGUCCAGGACGUGCUUGUUUUGCUCCAAUAUUGACAGGUAAACUUAGUGCUUCUCUACUUGAGUUGGAGUAUUUGAAUUUCUUGGACCUCAGUGUAAAUGGAUUUGAAAAUAGUGAGAUACCAAGAUUCAUAGGCUCUUUUAAGAGGCUACAGUACCUGAAUCUCUCAUCUUGCUUUUUUGCUGGUGAAAUUCCAGCACAGUUUCAGAAUCUAACUUCUUUGAAGAUUCUUGAUCUUGGAGAUAAUCAUCUCAUAGGAAAGGAAUUUGUGUGGCUUUCUUAUCUCUCCUCUCUAGAAUUCUUGAAUCUUGGUGGUAAUGACUUCCAAGCAAGCAAUUGGUUUCGUGAGAUAAUAACUAAGGUCCCUUCAUUGAAAGAACUGGACAUGAGUGGUUGUGGACUCUCUAAAUUCGUUCCGUCUCCAGCUGAUUUAGCCAAUUCUUCUUUGAUGUCGUCCCUUUCUGUCAUUCGUUUAUGUUGUAACGGUUUUUCUUCUUCAGCUGAAUAUAGUUGGUUAUUCAAUCUUAGCACAAGCCUAACUAGCAUAGACCUCUCUACUAAUCAGCUGGUCGGUCAAAUCGAUGAUCGGUUUGGAAGCUUGAUGUAUCUUGAGCAUCUUAAUCUUGCUGAUCAGUUUAAUCUUAAAGGUGGGAUCCCAAGUUCUAUUGGGAAUUUGACACGUUUGCGUUAUUUGGACGUGUCUAACACUCAAACAUACCAAUGGCUUCCUGAGUUGUUUCUCAGGCUAUCAGGCAGUAUGAAAUCACUUGAAUUUUUGUGGUUGAACGACAACUCAAUUUCUGGUUCAUUGGUUAAUGUCACAAGAUUUUCAUCCUUGAAGAAAUUAUACCUGCAGAAAAAUGUGCUGAAUGGUUUCUUCAUGGAAAGGUCUGGACAAGUUUCGAACCUCGAGUAUCUAGAUUUGAGUGAUAACCAAAUGAGAGGGGCAUUACCAAAUUUAGCAUUGUUUCCAUCAUUGAGAGAGUUGCGUCUUGGCUCUAAUCAGUUUCGGGGAAGGAUACCACAAGGUAUUGGAAAACUUUCACAGCUUAGAAUUUUGGACUUGUCGUCCAAUAGAUUAGAAGGAUUACCACCGGAAAGUAUGGGGCAACUUCAAAACCUGGAAAGUUUGUAUGCCUCUUAUAAUGAGCUGAAGGGUACAAUCACAGAGUCCCACUUUUCAAACCUCUCCAGUUUACUAUACUUAGACCUAUCCUUCAACUUGUUGGCUUUGAACGCGAGCUUUGAUUGGAUUCCUCCUUUUCAACUACAAGUUAUAAGGCUUCCGUCUUGCAAUUUGGGACCUUCUUUUCCUAAGUGGCUUCAAACUCAGAAUAACUACACUCUUCUUGAUAUUUCUCUUGCAAAUAUAUCAGACAUGCUACCAAGUUGGUUCUCUGAUCUUCCUCCCAAUCUAAAGAUUCUGAACCUUUCUAACAACCAUAUCGGUGGCAGAGUUUCUGAGUUCAUAGUGAAUAAACAAGAUUACAUGGUUAUAGAUUUAAGCUACAACAACUUUUCAGGACCGUUGCCACUAGUUCCUACAAAUAUACAAAUCUUUUACCUACACAAAAAUCAGUUCUCUGGAUCCAUUUCUUCCAUUUGUAAAAGUACAACAGCAGCUGCCGCUUCUCUUGACUUGGCACACAACCAAUUUUCAGGAGAACUUCCUGAUUGUUGGAUGAAUAUGAGUAAUCUAGCUGUUCUUAAUCUAGCCUAUAACAAUUUCUAUGGGAAAGUUCCAACGUCAUUAGGAUCCUUGACAAAUUUGGAGGCUUUAUACAUUCGGCAGAACAGUUUUAGCGGGAUGUUGCCUUCAUUGUCACAAUGUCAGCAGUUGCAAAUCUUGGAUCUUGAAGGGAAUAAGCUGACAGGAAGAAUCCCAGCAUGGAUAGGGACUGACCUACUAAAGUUGCGCAUUCUAAGCCUACGAUUCAACAAAUUCUAUGGCAGAAUACCCUUGGUUAUCUGUCAGCUUCAAUUUCUUCAGAUACUGGACCUUUCGGCAAAUGGAUUAUCUGGGGAAAUCCCACAAUGCCUAAACAAUUUAACCAUACUGCAUCAAGAAAAUGGCACUGGUGAGUCAAUGGAAUUUCUAGUCCGCUAUGACUAUAUUCCUGGAUCUUACUUGUAUAUAGGCAAUUUAUUGAUUCAGUGGAAACACCAGGAGUCCGAGUACAAGAAUGCUUUACUAUAUCUGAAGACAAUUGACCUUUCAAGUAAUAAAUUGGUUGGAAGUAUCCCUAAAGUGAUAGCUGAAAUGAGGGGAUUGCGAUCUUUGAACCUCUCGAGAAAUGAUCUGAAUGGAAGUGUCAUCCAAGAAAUAGGUCAAAUGAAGAUGUUAGAGUCUCUUGACAUGUCAAGAAACAAGCUUUCUGGUAUGAUCCCUCAGGGCCUUGCUAACUUGACUUUUCUUAGUGUAUUGGACUUGUCAAACAACCACUUAUCAGGGAGAAUUCCAACAAGCACUCAACUCCAGAGUUUCGAUAGAUCAUCCUAUAGUGGCAAUGCUCAGCUCUGCGGUCCUCCUCUUCAAGAGUGUCCUGGAUAUGCUCCUCCUAGCCCCCCUAUCGAUCAUGGUGAUGAUGAUGAUGAGGAUGAGGAGGAGGAGGAGUUCCCAUCUCUAGAGUUUUAUAUAUCGAUGGUGCUAGGUUUCUUCGUCGCAUUUUGGGGAUUCUUGGGUUGUUUAAUUGUUAACCGUACUUGGAGGAAAGCCUACUUCACAUUCUUGAUGGACAUGAAGAGUUGGUUAAGCUUCUGUUUUGCAAGACACAAGGGAAAUCUAAGGAACUGAAUAAUGCAAAGCUUCUAUGUAACUUUGUUUGCUAUCAAGACUCGAGAGUUAACUAGUUUUCUUGAUCCUUUUCCUCCUCUUUUUUUUCGGUUUCCCAAGGUUUCCCCCAGCCCGACUGACCAAGGACUAAUCCUCCGCGGAUCUGAGCUCCAUUUAAGGGUUUGCCGCUGGCCAAUUGGUUGCUGCAUGCACAAGGCGGGAAUCGAACCCCCGACACUUGCUUAAGCGACCUAGUGAUGUUUUCCUCCUCUUGAAAUUAAUAACUGCACGGAACAGCAACAUAUCGAGGGUGAUGUUUUCAUCUUGUUGACUUGUGAAAGUAGAAAGUUUGUUGCCAAUACAAUCUUACCACAAACUAAUGGAUUAUUUGACAUUUCUAAUUUUGAUGGAAAGCAGAGACAUUUACGAUUAUUUA
Molecule: messenger RNA, 3853 nt
Organism: Capsicum annuum
Lineage: Eukaryota; Viridiplantae; Streptophyta; Magnoliopsida; Solanales; Solanaceae
Product: receptor-like protein EIX2
Exons: 1
Coding region: 358-3438 (1026 amino acids)
Molecular function (GO): protein binding
Source: RefSeq, a predicted model, not a curated record